AGACGCACCCAGGCAGAGUGAUGGGCAGCGCAGGCCAGGGGCUGACCGCUCUGCCUCAUGGCCGGAUUGCCCUGCAGGAAGCCCUUCUGCUGACCAGCCUGGAGAAGCCCCCAGCCGCACAAGACCCCGAUACCCGGAGCUGGAGCUCCCUGGACAGCCCCAGCCCCCCGGCCACACCCGAGCAGACCCUGCCCACGUUCUACCUCCACUACUUCGAUAUGCUCUACUCAGAGGACACCAGCUGGGUGCCCAAGGGCCUGGGGGAGACUCCUCAGGACAGCGGCCAAGGGGGCAGGGGCGAAGGGCAGAAGGAGCCAGAGCAGUGUCCCAUCAUCGACAGCCAGGGCUUGGGGCUGAGCCCCGACAUGGACUACCAGGAGAGCCUCCACCUGGAGGAGCACUCACUGGAGCAGGUGCAGAGCAUGGUGGUGGGCGAAGUGCUAAAGGACAUUGAGACGGCUUGCAAGCUCCUCAACAUUGCAGCAGAUCCGGCGGACUGGAGUCCAGGAAACGUCCAGAAGUGGAUCUUAUGGACCGAGCACCAGUACCGACUGCCCCAGAUCGGGAAAUCUUUCCAGGACCUGUCUGGGAAGGAUCUGUGUGCCAUGUCAGAGGAGCAGUUCCGUCAGCGCUCCCUGGUGUGCGGGGACGUGCUGCAUGCUCACCUGGACAUCUGGAAAUCAGCUGCCUGGAUGAAGGAAAAGGCUACGCCCGGAGAAGUGCGAUACUGUGCGGGUGACGAGAGCUGGACGGAUAGCGAGGUGGACUCCUCCUGCUCGGGCCAGCCCAUCCACCUCUGGCAGUUCCUCAAAGAGCUUUUGCUGAAGCCUCAUCACUAUGGGCGGUUCAUUCGCUGGCUCAAUAAGGAGAAAGGCAUAUUCAAGAUCGAGGACUCUGCCCAGGUGGCUCGUUUAUGGGGAAUCCGGAAGAACCGGCCCGCCAUGAACUAUGACAAGCUGAGCCGCUCCAUCCGGCAGUAUUACAAGAAAGGGAUCAUCCGGAAACCUGACAUCUCCCAGCGCCUGGUCUACCAGUUUGUACAUCCCGUCUGAGAAGGGGGCAGGAGCAGGGGAAUGGACUGACCUCCUGGUGGGAUCCCUGUAAUCACAGCACCUCCCACCCACUUCCAAAAAGAGAUCCACCUUUGAUAAUAAAGCUGAAGUCUAGGAUUGUGCAAGAGGCUGGAAAUGCAUCAAACUUCCCGGAUGAACUUCAGAGCUUCCAACCUCCCCCAGGCUACAAAGAGUGUGUGUUGGGGGGAAGAACCCCUGCCUAGCAAUGGACUGCCUGUGAAAUAGUGUGUAUACAUUUAAUUCUGGGGCCAAUGAGUUUGUGUAAAAAGCCCCUUUCUCCCUCUAAAGCUGCGGUGUGAGGGAAUCAAGUGUGUGAGAGGAGGGCAUAACAAUUGGGUGGGGUGCAGGGGCUGAGGGGAUGCUGCCUGCAAGCAACGUCAAACCAAUAGAAGUUACGUCUGGCUGUUGUGGAUGAGGUUAAAUUUCCCCCUGCAGCUUUUCAAGUCUUUGGCUGUGUGAGAGGCACCACCAGGCCAGAUGCCACUUAGCAGAGAUUUAUGACACCCUGGAGGUCACGCAGCAAAACAGCUGGGGGUAGAACCCAGGAGUCCUGCCCACAAGUCCCCGCUGUGGGAACACAGGAGUUGUCAUACUGCAUCAAACCACUGGUCCUUGUUUCUGACCCUGGCUGGCCACCCCUGCUUUAGUGAAAGGUGCAGGUAUCCCUGCAGUGAUGGGUAACUUGCCCCCGGGGGAAGUUUAUUCCUGAUCCCCAUCAGUUAAAGACAGUUGUGUGCCCUGAAGAUUGAUAAGAGACCCACCCCACACACAUACCGCACAACAUCUAGUGAUAAUCAGAUUCAGUCUCCCUUCGGCAAUGCUUUCCCCUUCCAGGUGGGGAGCGUGAGUUGUCCUGAAAUAUCCCAAGGAUAUUGUCAUGGCAAUUCUACUGGUCUUGCUUUUUCCUGGUCUAAAGCUGUUCUCUGGGCAGGGAGGAGAGGUAAUCUCCCCCGCCCCACUCCCCGUCAGCCAGUCCAGAGCCUUUCUUUAAUGGGACAACUCCCUCACUAAUACCCUAACUGAAAUCUGUUCCUUAAAGGGGUGAUCUUCUAUCCUUCUCUGAGCUAGAAAAGUAGCUGGUCAGUCUAAUAAUUAACUGGCAGUCUUCCCCCCGCCCCUUGCUGUAUGCAUGUGAUCAACUAGGCAACGCCCCCCAGCCUUGUGUGGUGGUGUAGGGAUGACCCAGUGUGGAGGGGCGCUGCGAGCUGGCAGAGAGCAGCAAUGCUCUGGUGUAGAUGACUGCCAGAAGAACUGAGGGUUAUUGGCUGGAGAUGCUGCAGCUAAGUAUUCUCCUCCCUCGUGGGCUCGUUUGGAGGUGGGUCAGCAGUCGGAAGCAGUGGAAUCGUCCUGUAGCGUGUGAUGCUGGGUAGCAGCUGCAUAACUGGCUGGGGUGUCCAAGAACCUCUCAACUGUCCUGCUUCUCUUCCUUACGGAAAAACAGUUCUGAAGCAUGUGCCUUGCUAUAUCUGGAAAAUCGCUCAGCCAAGUUCAUUGUGUCCAACUGACCCCCUGAGACAUGCAGUGGGCUGCUUCCCUUUUUCUGGGUGCCUUAUUCCUUAGCACCAUUAUCAUACUUCAGAACUAGAUUCUGAACUUAGGCCAGUAUACAUCGGGAGUAACUCUCUGAACUUCAGCUGGGUUAUUCUGGAUUCACAUUGGUGUAAAUGAGAUCAGAAUCUGGCCCAAAUGUUGUUUUGGAGUCAAGUUCUGCUACUACCUACCCCAGUUCAUCUCCUGUUGCCUUUGGCAAAAGCAGCACCAGCUGUAAACCAAAGACAAGCAUGGCUGAUCACGGGGUGGGCUCUAACUCGGGGAUUGCCUAACUGGGCCAAACCCCUGACACCCGACUUGGAUCUGAAACGACUGAACUAGCCAGUUUGUGGUGUACACUUGAAUGGCUGCAGUGACCAUUUUCGGGCAUUGUAUGUGAAAGGACAAAGUCACCCAUGUGCAGGAUGUGAGAAAGGCUCAUUUGAAAGGAAAGACAAUAGGAUCAUACACAGCAGCCUUCUGCCAGGGCUCACGCUGACCCAAAGCUGGGACACCCUGGCACUUGGAUGCAUGAGAAGGCCAUCUGGCUGAGCAGCAGGGUAACACCAAAAAGCUCUUCUGAGAAGCAUGGAAUCAGCAGGCUGUGUAGUAUGUUGCUUUGCCUGCUGGACAGGUUGCUCAUUGGCCAAUCUCCUAAGCAAGAGUAGAUUGCAAACAGAGUGGGACCAGUGUAUCUUGCAUCCCUUCUGUGCUGCCCCACGGCGGGCAAAAUAAAGGCCACUGGGCAGGGUUCCCUUCCUCCCCACAACUUGUGGCAUUUAUGCCCCAGUUGUGCUGAUUAGUUUCCUAGUGACACCACCAGCCUGUUUGUGAGAAAUCUGCUGCCUACCCUGGGCAAGCAAAGACUGGAGAAAGACCCAGCCUGCUCUCGGAGCACAGAGUAAUCAAAAGUGGGUAGAGUGCAGCAUGACAACUGGGUUAACUUUUGGUGACCAGAGGUUCAGCUUGUUUUUACAGUAAGGCUGUAUUCUGCCUCCUUAAUCUGGCCGGUGAUUAAGGGAAUUCACUGGUGUUGAAAGGGGCUGGGGCAGACAUCUUGAAGACUGACAGUAUAGCCUGGGUAUCAACAAGGCAAAUUUUCCUAUCCCCAUACUUCCAGCUUCAGUCCCCAUCUGGCAGUCCCCCUUCUAGCGUUGACUAAGGAAGUCAUUCUCCAUCCAAUAUGGGCUCAAGGCUGCAGACUUUGGAUCCAGAUUUCAAAGUCCCCAAGGUGUUUGAAUCUGGGCUUUUUGAUUCAGCGCAUUAUAAAGAAUGGAGCCAUUUGCAAAAUUCAGAUCAAGGUUUGCAUUCCAACCUCCACCCCCAAAAUAGCCAGCACUUUGGCUCAGCCUGUGUGUGAUCUCUCUGCCCCAGUCAGUCUUUAAUCUUUCUGCUCAGACUGCCAACUACGUAUGGACAUCUGUCGGCUAAGAACUAGACAGAGACCCACCAGCACUGCACAGGGCUUUCUUGACUGCCUUAUUCUUGUACCUGUUUUUAAAGGGAUUUUUCUUUUUUUUUACACUUCCGCAGUUUACUCCCACAGGGAAACAAAUCAACAGAAGAUGACAAGAUUAUAGUACACUAGAAUUUGGACAGAGGGUAGAGGAUUGUUUAAACUGUACAUUUCAUAACAGGCCAAAUUACCUGGUAAUGUUGAUCUUUUAUAUUAUAAUUUUUUCAUUUGUUUUCUUUUGGUUUUGGCUGCUGAGACGUUGUGGUCCAGGUUCAAAUGAAGCAUUUAGAAGGGAGACAAGGUUAUCUGUCAAAUCCUUUGUAAGAAUUUAAAGAAAAAUAUACAUACAUGUUUUAUUUUGUUUUUGUUUUUUUAACUUAAAAGAGCUGCCUGUGUUGGCUGCUGCCUUUGUAUUUCCUUCUGAUAAUUUUGUAUUGUUUACAUGUCAGAGUAGGAGCUCAAGUGCUUAGAUUCCCAGCAUAUGUUGUAUCUCGUUGCCUUGAAGUUCUGAUGCCUUGCGGGGGUUGGGGGUGGAGGGAGACAGCUUUGUGUCUUCUGAAAAACAGUGAAAUUUGUGCCAUGUGAUUAUUUGUGUGUGUAAUGAAGAGGGGGAAAAUUGAUGUGAAUCAAGUGGCUAAUAGACCCCUCCCCUAGCCGAGGAUCGAUCCAGUAACCUCCUCUCUAUUACAAUGAACAAUGGUCUAGUCUGUUUUGGGGUUGUUGUUUUUUUCAGUUUGCAGUGGAAAGGGUGUAUGCGGAUAUGUGCAAAGUAAGUGUUUCCUUGCCUCUGUGUAUGAGAACGUGUGUGUGCGUCCCUAUAUGUGUGCAGGGAACAUGCACGGUCCAAGAGCGUGUGUGUGUAUGAAGGCUGCGGGGCAGUAGUAACAAACUCUAAGUGUAGGGAGCAGCUGCUGCUGUCCACCUUGAUUUCUGCUAUAGCAACAUGAUGUCAAAGGCAAACAAAGCUGCCCUUCUGCCAUCUGUCACUCCAGCCCUGCAACCUUUGGGGGUGUCUCAAGUUGGGAACCCAUAAUCACAUGCCAGUUUGGUCCCUAGAUCCUCCUUUGCUUUCCCCCAUCCCUUUCCCUUAUUGCUAGGGCAGAGGCACGUUCUUGCAUGAGGCUGUGUGAAAAUGUUCACUCACACCUAGGUGCUGCUUUUGCACAAUCAGACCUCCUGUCCCCCUGGACUACUGUGCCUUUAAGGGAGCAGGUAAGGACACUGACUAAAGAGGUGACCCAGUGAU
This is a messenger RNA of Chelonia mydas (Green sea turtle), 5305 nucleotides long. RefSeq names its product SAM pointed domain containing ETS transcription factor (gene SPDEF). Gene Ontology annotation, biological process: regulation of transcription by RNA polymerase II; cell differentiation. The transcript has 5 exons. Gene Ontology annotation, molecular function: sequence-specific DNA binding; DNA-binding transcription factor activity, RNA polymerase II-specific. The record is from RefSeq and is a predicted model, not a curated record. Gene Ontology annotation, cellular component: nucleus. Lineage: Eukaryota; Metazoa; Chordata; Testudines; Cheloniidae. Bases 21 to 1052 code for a protein of 343 amino acids.